This is a messenger RNA of Trematomus bernacchii (emerald rockcod), 879 nucleotides long. RefSeq names its product spermatogenesis associated 4 (gene spata4). The transcript has 6 exons. Gene Ontology annotation, molecular function: microtubule binding. NCBI's taxonomy places the organism in Eukaryota, Metazoa, Chordata, Actinopteri, Perciformes, Nototheniidae. The coding region runs from base 87 to 866 and encodes 259 amino acids. Gene Ontology annotation, biological process: regulation of cytoskeleton organization. The record is from RefSeq and is a predicted model, not a curated record. Gene Ontology annotation, cellular component: axoneme.
CGGACCUCCACUUUCAUGGAGUAAUUUACAGAGUUAGCAGUGAAAAAAAACGGUUUACUUCUAGGUUUCAUCGGGCUUGGAGCAUCAUGUCUUACCCACAGUCUCCCAGGAAGGCAGGGAUGCCAAGAGAAGUGUUGAAGUGGCUGCAGAGCCUCGAGCUGUCAGUUUAUCCGAAGAAUGUGCGCAGAGAUUUUUCAAAUGGUUUCCUUGUGGCAGAGAUAUUGUCUCGUUAUUACCCACAAGACUUUCCAGUGCAUGCAUAUGACAACGGAACAUCACUGGCUUCCAAACAGAGGAACUGGAGACAGAUAGAGAGGUCUUUACAGAAGCAGAAUCUGCACUUGAUGAAAGACGUAAUUGAUAGAAGCAUCCACUGCAAACCAGGAGCAGCUGAGCUGUUGGUGCAGGAGGUUUACACUCUUCUAACUAAUCAGAGUAUCAGAGAUGUGCAGGGUCCACAGUCAGACUUCACUGAUGAAGAGUACCAGGAGCUUCUACCCGCAGUGGCCCGCUCCACAGCCUCCAGAGCAAUCAAGAACAACCUGAGGAUAACGGAGAUCAUGGCCGAGCCCGACAUCAGAACCAACCAGAGGAAGACAGAAGCCAUCCUGCACAGGCACCUAGAGCACAAGGCUGCAGAGAGGGUUAACAACCCUGGACAAUUUAAAGGGAGACCUAAUCUGGGUCGGCUGGCAUCCAAAAACCUUGUGCCAUCAGGCCGCAGAGAUGAGUGCUUUGCCAAAUCUGGAGGCACUACAUCAAAGUUGUGCUCCUCAUCAACAUGCAUAGGAGCUGCUGUUUCCUUUAAGGAGAUAAAGGUGCACCAGCCUGUCAGACAUUCCCUAAUUAACAAUUACAGGAACUAGAUGGAGAACAUUG